Paraglomus occultum is the source of this 291-nucleotide messenger RNA. NCBI's taxonomy places the organism in Eukaryota, Fungi, Glomeromycota, Glomeromycetes, Paraglomerales, Paraglomeraceae. The record is from the annotation of a GenBank genome assembly.
AUGUACACUCCAUAUCUAGCUUUGUUAAAGCUCUGUGCAACUUAUCUUGAAAGUGUCUGUAGCCUUCGACUCGACCGCUUGAGAACGAGCGGGUUCCACUACCCAGUAUUAUUGAGUAGAUCACUGCCCUCUCCCAAACUCCCUUCGGAUACCUCAGCGAGCUCUGGUAGAGCAAGGUCGGGCAAGAUAAAACUUGGCGGAGCCUCACCCCGAGCCAGAACGGUCGAGAGGAGAGAAAGCGGGUUGUACAUGCCCUGUCUGGUGGGCAUACUCGCGGCCUUGCUCCCCUAG